Molecule: messenger RNA, 765 nt
Organism: Aphidius gifuensis
Lineage: Eukaryota; Metazoa; Arthropoda; Insecta; Hymenoptera; Braconidae
Product: insecticyanin-B-like
Exons: 4
Coding region: 41-619 (192 amino acids)
Molecular function (GO): pigment binding
Source: RefSeq, a predicted model, not a curated record
UCUUUGACUUUUUAUUAAUAAUCAAUUGAGAAUACAAAUCAUGUUUUUGAUUUUCUGCUUAUUGUCAUUAUUUGCUGCUAAUUCCAUGGCACAAGUAUUUGUUUUACAACGACCUGAUUUCCAACCAAUUGAAAGUUUUAAUUUAUCAAGGAUUGCUGGCGAAUGGUAUGAAAAUUUAAGAAUUCCAAAUGUUUAUGAAGUUGGUGUAACAUGUUCUCGUGCCAAAGUUAUUGUAGGUGAAAAAAAAGGAACAGUUAGUCUACUUUUUAGUGAAACAGGUUCUUUUUCUGGAAAAGAUUACAAAGUACUGACAACAGGAACACAAAAAAGAGGUCAAACAGCAGCAGUAUUUGAUUUUAAAUUUCCUUUAUAUCUCAUCAGUAUUAAUCUCGGUACAAUAUACGUUUUAGACACCGAUUAUGAAAACUUUAUCGUAUUAGCCGGUGGAUUUCCUUUAGGUGGCAAUAGAAAUAAUUUUUUCAACAGCUAUAUAACAUUUGCAUGGGUUAAUUCAAGAACACCAGUGCUUGCAUCUGAAUAUCGUGAACGUGCAUUGUGGGCAUUGAGUAAUAGUGGUAUUGAUACAAAUGAAUUAGUGCGAGUACCUCAAGGAUGUUAAAACAUAUUCAACUACAAGUGACAACUUAAUAAUUACAUAUAAUUUAAAAAAAAUAGAAUAUUAUUGUGAAAAUAAAAUAUGAAAAAUUUAUAAAGCAUUGAUUAAAUUUGUCAGAAGAAUUAAUACAUAAAAUGUUAUUUAUAUAA